This is a messenger RNA of Acomys russatus (golden spiny mouse), 1405 nucleotides long. RefSeq names its product mitogen-activated protein kinase kinase 2 (gene Map2k2). Gene Ontology annotation, molecular function: ATP binding; protein kinase activity. The record is from RefSeq and is a predicted model, not a curated record. Bases 96 to 1301 code for a protein of 401 amino acids. Gene Ontology annotation, biological process: protein phosphorylation. The transcript is spliced from 11 exons. Lineage: Eukaryota; Metazoa; Chordata; Mammalia; Rodentia; Muridae.
CGCCGGCCCGGCCUAGGCCGCAGCCCCGGGCCCGCGUCGCGCCACCCCCUAUGGGCCCCGGCUGAGGUACCGCCGCCGCCGGCCGCGGAGCCCCGAUGCUGGCCCGGAGGAAGCCGGUGCUACCGGCGCUCACCAUCAACCCCACCAUCGCCGAGGGCCCGUCCCCGACCAGCGAGGGCGCCUCCGAGGCGAGCCUGGCAGACCUACAGAAGAAGCUGGAGGAGCUGGACCUGGAUGAGCAGCAGAGGCGGCGGCUGGAGGCCUUCCUUACCCAGAAGGCUAAGGUCGGCGAGCUCAAGGACGACGACUUCGAGAGGAUCUCAGAGCUGGGCGCUGGCAAUGGCGGCGUGGUCACUAAGGCUCGGCAUAGGCCGUCAGGCCUCAUCAUGGCCCGGAAGCUGAUCCACCUGGAGAUCAAGCCGGCCGUCCGCAACCAGAUCAUCCGGGAGCUGCAGGUGCUGCACGAGUGCAACUCGCCCUACAUCGUGGGCUUCUACGGGGCCUUCUACAGUGACGGCGAGAUCAGCAUCUGCAUGGAGCACAUGGACGGUGGCUCGCUGGACCAGGUACUGAAGGACGCCAAGCGGAUCCCUGAGGACAUCUUGGGGAAGGUCAGCAUUGCGGUACUCCGUGGUCUGGCCUACCUCCGCGAGAAGCACCAGAUCAUGCACAGAGAUGUGAAACCCUCCAACAUCCUGGUGAACUCUCGUGGAGAGAUCAAGCUGUGUGACUUCGGGGUGAGCGGCCAGCUGAUUGACUCCAUGGCCAACUCAUUUGUGGGGACACGCUCCUACAUGUCUCCAGAGCGGCUGCAGGGCACACACUACUCCGUGCAGUCGGACAUCUGGAGUAUGGGACUAUCACUGGUGGAGCUGGCCAUCGGGAGGUACCCCAUCCCUCCACCUGAUGCCAAGGAACUAGAGGCCAGCUUUGGCCGGCCCGUGGUCGACGGGGCAGACGGAGAGCCUUAUAGUGUCUCGCCAAGGCCCAGGCCCCCUGGACGCCCCAUCAGUGUAGGUCAUGGAAUAGACAGCCGACCGGCCAUGGCCAUCUUUGAACUGCUGGACUACAUCGUGAACGAGCCACCUCCUAAGCUGCCCAGUGGUGUGUUCAGCUCAGACUUCCAGGAGUUUGUGAGUAAAUGCCUCGUCAAGAACCCAGCGGAGCGCGCAGAUCUAAAGAUGCUGAUGAACCAUGCCUUCAUCAAGCGCUCGGAGGGGGAGGAGGUGGACUUCGCUGGCUGGCUGUGCCGAACCCUGCGGCUGAGGCAGCCCAGCACACCCACGCGCACUGCAGUGUGACAGCCGUCGCCCAGCAGCCUGUGUCCUUGUCUCUGUCGGCAUGGUCAGCACAGUGGCCGCCUCUGGGGACAAUGAUGCUGUGUGUUGUGGCAGGGGACCUGAGU